CUCUUCAACCCCUUUCCUGCCCCACAGGUGUAUCCAUCCAACUCAGGUGAUGACUACAGCAGGGAUCCAGCUGGAUAUACUCCCUCAAAACCUGCCAGCACUGUGUAUCCUGGAGCCUUUUAUAUGGCAGAUGGGCUCCAUAACUCGCCAGACCUGUGGAGUUCACCGGGUGCCAUGAGCCAGUCGAGUUACGGUGCCAUGCUGGGCAGCUCCUCCUCCCCGCUCCCACAGUCCAGCGGCUUCAACAGUUUACAUCAGCACGAACGCAUGAACUACCAGCUUCAUUCAGGAGAGGUUAACGGCGGACUUCCCUCUGUGUCUGGCUUUUCCUCCGCCUCCACGCCGUACGGUGUCUCCAGUCACACGCCCCCGAUCAGCGGGACGGACAGCAUGAUGGGUAACAGAGGAACCACAGCUGGGAGCUCAGGAGACGCGCUUGGGAAGGCACUAGCUUCAAUUUAUUCCCCUGAUCACUCUAGCAAUAACUUCUCGUCAAACCCCUCCACACCGGUCGGCUCCCCUCAGGGGCUUGCAGGCACAUCCCAGUGGUCGCGAGCGAGCGGACAGGGUGCCUUAUCUCCCAGCUACGAAGGGAGCCUCCACACUUUACAAAACAAAAUGGAAGACAGGUUGGACGAAGCCAUCCACGUGCUGAGGAAUCACGCCGUGGGCCAGACAGCCGCCAUGCCAAGCAACCACGGGGACAUGCAUGGGCUCCUGGGCUCGGCACCUGCCCACAGUGCUACCGUGGGCAGCCUGGGCCAGGCCUUCCCCGCCUCGGUCAUGUCCCUGGGGAACAGACACCCGAGUCUGGUGGGAGGAGGUCACCCCGAAGAUGGGUUGUCCAACAACCCCAGCAUGCUCCACAACCACGUCACACUUCCGUCACAGCCCAGCUCACUCCCUGACCUCAACAGGCAGCAAGACACGUACAGCGGCUUGUCAGGGGGGCUGGGGCGAAGCAGUGUCUCCUCGGGAACCAGCGAAAUAAAGAGGGAAGAGAAGGAGGAUGAAGAGAACACGUCGGUGGCAGAUAACUCCGAAGAGGAGAAGAAGGAGCUGAAACCCUCCCGGAACAGAACAAGGUGCUCUUUGAACAGCAGUACAGACGAGGCCUUGUCACUGGAGGACAAAGAUCUGAGGGACCGGGAGAGGAGAAUGGCCAAUAACGCCAGGGAAAGGGUGCGUGUACGGGACAUUAACGAGGCCUUUAAAGAACUGGGACGCAUGUGUCAGAUGCACUUAAAAACGGACAAAGCACAGACCAAACUGAUCAUCCUACAGCAAGCGGUGCAGGUCAUUCUGGGCCUGGAGCAGCAAGUACGAGAGCGCAAUCUGAACCCUAAAGCAGCCUGCUUGAAGCGUCGGGAAGAGGAGAAAGUGUCCGGAGUAGUAGGAGAUCCCCAGAUGACACUUUCAGCUUCACAUCCUGGUCUAGGAGAUGGUCACAACCCUGUUGGACACAUGUAAAGAUCUUUUUGUUCCUCUGGAUACAGAGAUCUGUAGGAAGAAAACCCUCGGUGUGACCUGCAACCUUCUUGAACCAUAAACUUUAGUACUGCUAAUACUGACACACGUGGACGGAUCCUGGCAUGACGUAAGGGGUGGAAAAAACACUUUGUCGAAAACAAAAUGAAAACAAAAAAAUUGCCUUAAGUAUAAAGUGCAGAACAGUCAAUACAUAUCACUCAGUUAGGAGGGGGUGGCGUGUUCUCUUGGCUUGUUCACAAGCAGCCAGCAGCAAAAUUGUGCCUAAGCUUGAUAUUUCUUUUUU
Molecule: messenger RNA, 1774 nt
Organism: Cariama cristata (Red-legged seriema)
Lineage: Eukaryota; Metazoa; Chordata; Aves; Cariamiformes; Cariamidae
Gene: TCF3
Product: transcription factor 3
Exons: 12
Coding region: 124-1470 (448 amino acids)
Biological process (GO): regulation of transcription by RNA polymerase II
Cellular component (GO): transcription regulator complex
Molecular function (GO): protein dimerization activity; DNA-binding transcription factor activity, RNA polymerase II-specific; RNA polymerase II cis-regulatory region sequence-specific DNA binding
Source: RefSeq, a predicted model, not a curated record